Molecule: messenger RNA, 4807 nt
Organism: Thamnophis sirtalis
Lineage: Eukaryota; Metazoa; Chordata; Lepidosauria; Squamata; Natricidae
Product: toll-like receptor 7
Biological process (GO): defense response to virus; toll-like receptor signaling pathway; toll-like receptor 7 signaling pathway
Cellular component (GO): plasma membrane
Molecular function (GO): protein binding; pattern recognition receptor activity
Source: RefSeq, a predicted model, not a curated record
UCUUACACAACAACACAGCAGAUGAACAAGGGGCUCCUGGUGAGCAAACCUGCUUUUUACUGUUACUUGAUUUGAAAUUAAGGCUUCUUUCACUGGUCCUUUCUACCAUAGUCUUCCUGAAGGACAAGUCGUCCUAAUGGUGCGGAGGACUAUGUAAAUGCAGGUAAUAUUUCAUUGCAAACAGUUAUUCAUGUUCUUGGACCAUGAAGAGAGGGAAGAAAUAUUUCUGCGUUCCUUGACCAUCAGGAUCUCUUUCUAGGUUCCCUGUGAUCUAGAUAUUAGAACUUCUAAAUUUCCACCGCUAACCAGAGAGAGAUGCUAAGAGUGCCUCUGAAUGUAGACAGAAUGUCUUUUGCUUUCCACCAGACUUUUCAUCUCUGGCUCGCAAGCCGAUUGAUUUUUUUUGUUAUUUCACUGGCUUUGAAAGAGAUUAUAGUAAUGCCAUUUUAUAAAACUUUGCCUUGUGAUGUGAAUAAUAUAAUAGAUACUUCCAAAAUGUAUAUGCAAGUUGACUGCAGCGACCGUAAGCUCAUACAGUUUCCAAAAGAUAUUCCUCACAAUGUUACCAACCUGACACUUGCUGUUAAUCGCAUUCCAAAGAUUUCCAAAAGCCAUUUUAUAAACCUAAAAAAGCUUCUAGAAAUUGAUUUCAAAUGUAAUUGUGUGCCAGUCAGGCUGGGACCUAAAGAUCAUGUUUGCACCCAAGGUCUGAAAAUCCAAGCUCAUGCUUUCUCCAAACUCUCCAGCUUAAAAUCACUUUAUUUAGAUGGUAACCAGCUCUCAGCAAUCCCCCAGGAUCUCCCACCUAAACUACGUCUUCUGAGUCUUGAAGCUAAUUCCAUUUUUUCUAUCAAGAAAGGAAAUUUUUCAGGACUUAAAAACUUAGAAGUACUCAAUCUAGGGCAGAACUGUUAUUAUCGCAACCCCUGCAAUAUAUCUUUUGAAAUUAAUGAAUUAGCCUUUCAACCUCUCACAAGUUUGAAAGUGUUGUCUUUGAAAGCCAACAACUUAUCAAAGGUUCCACAAAACUUACCAUCAAGCUUAAGAGAACUCUACCUCUAUAAUAACGCAAUUCGAAAUAUCACUGAGCAUGAUCUGUUCUCUCUGAAUAAUUUGGAAUUACUUGAUUUAAGUGGAAACUGCCCUCGUUGUCACAAUGCACGAUAUCAUUGUAUUGAAUGCCCAGGAAGCAUUUUAAUCAAUUCCAAAGCCUUUGACUCAUUAAAGCAUUUAAAGGAGCUGAGACUGCACAGUACCUCCCUUCAACAUGUGGAUUCCCGUUGGUUUAAAAAUACUAGGAACCUUCAAGUGCUUGAUCUUUCACAAAAUUAUUUGGCUAGAGUAAUUCAGCAAGCUCAUUUUCUACAGUUUCUUCCUAAUCUUGUAGAACUUGACUUAUCUUUCAAUUAUGAACUGGAUUCAUACCCAUUAAACUUUAUUCUCCCCAAAACAUUUUCCACCCUGUCUAAUCUGCAGUCCUUAAGAAUAAGAGGAUUUGUUUUCAAGGAACUGAAUAAAGACACUAUACAAAAUUUAAUUCCUCUUAAAAAACUUAACGUCCUGGAUUUUGGAACCAAUUUUAUCAGGAACGUUAACAUUUCUAUGUUUAAAGAAUUCCAGAAUCUUACAACAAUAAUUCUUUCUUUUAAUAAAAUAUCUCUUUUUUCAUAUGAGCCAAAUAGCAGGCUUUACUCUGUUGUCAACUCAUCAGAUGAUCAAUAUAAUGGCAAUGUAUUGAAAGAUAUGCAGUAUUUCAGAUAUGAUGAAUAUGCUCAAGGUUGCAGAUCUAAAAAUACAGAGGAUAUUCAUUCUUUGUCUUUUGUCAAUGAGACUGCAUGCAGCAACUAUGGAAAAACACUUGAUUUAAGCAGAAACAAUAUUUUUUUUAUCAAAAAGUCUGAUUUCCAACAACUUUCAGACCUUAAAUGUCUUAACAUCUCCAAUAAUGCUAUGAGCCAAGCUUUUAAUGGAACUGAAUUUGCUCAUCUAUCCAGUUUGAAAUGUUUGGAUUUAUCUAACAAUCGGAUUGAUUUGCUACAUCCGAAUGCUUUUCAACAGCUGAAAGAACUGAAAGUUCUAAAUCUUAGUGAUAAUAGUUAUUAUUUUAAGGCGGAAGGUGUCACACUUAUGUUGAACUUUACCAAAUGCCUGGUUAAUCUGGAAAUACUGAUUAUGAAUGGCAAUGAGAUUUCUGUAUCCACUGAUAACGGAAUGGAAAGUGAUUCCAUCAAAACGUUAGAAUUUAGACGGAAUCGCUUGGAUAUUUUAUGGAAGGAUGGAACUAAUGAAUACUUGGCAUUCUUCAAGAAUUUGAUCACCCUGGAAAAUCUUGACAUUUCUGAGAAUUUUCUGACUUUGUUACCUCAUGAUGUAUUCUACAAUCUGCCUCCAAAACUCAAAGUGUUAAAGCUGGCCAGUAAUCGAUUGAAGACUUUUAACUGGGGGUGUCUUCCAGCACUAAAAAAUUUGGAAGUCUUGGAUCUUAGCAACAAUCAGCUGACCACAGUCCCACAUGAACUGUCCAACUGUACUAAGACACUUCAGACAUUCAUACUGAAAAACAACAAGAUUAGAAAGCUGACAGAUAAUUUUCUUAAAGAUGCUUUCUUCCUGAGGCAUUUAGAUCUUAGUUUUAACAAGAUCAAAACAAUCAAGAACUCUAGCUUCCCCAAAAAUGUUAUUAAUGGACUAACAACAUUAUACUUAAAUGGUAAUUUUUUCAAGUGUAAUUGUGAUAUUGUGUGGCUUGUCCACUGGAUCAAUGAGACAAAUGUAAAAAUCCCUUUCCUCGCAACAGAUGUGACUUGUGCAGGGCCAAGUGUAUGGAAAGAUAAAAGUUUGAUUUUAUUAGAUAUGCAUACUUGUGAAUCAAACUACUCUCAGAUCCUCUAUUUAUUGUCAGCUUUAUUCAUCAUACUUCUCAUGAUACUUCCAGUUAUAUGCCACCUAUAUGUUUGGGAUGUCCGGUAUAUUUAUCAUUUCUGCAUUGCCAAAUUAAAGGGAUAUAAACGUCUCUUUUCAUCUGAUGUUAAAUAUGAUGCUUUUGUGGUUUAUGAUAAUAAAGAUGCAGCUGUAACAGAAUGGGUCCUGAAAGAACUAAUUGAGAAACUGGAAGAUCAGAAAGAAAAAAAAUUCAAUAUUUGUUUAGAAGAAAGAGACUGGUUACCAGGUCACCCACUCAUGGAAAACCUUAAUGACAGCAUACAAAUGAGUAGAAAAACAAUAUUUGUGCUGACAAACAGCUACAUUGCAAGUGGCAACUUCAGAACAGCUUUUUAUAUGGCACAUCAGCGUCUUGUGGAUGAAAAAGUAGAUGUAAUUAUCCUGAUAAUUCUUGAGAAGCUUCUGCAAAUGUCAAAGUGUCUCCGUCUCCGAAUGACCUUGUGUAGGAGAUCUUGUCUUGAAUGGCCAACCAAUCCUCAGUCUCAGUCUUAUUUCUGGCAAUGUCUUAGAAACUCCCUCUCAGCAAAUAAUGAGUUCAGAUAUAACAAGCUUUUCAAAGAAAUGGUAUAACACUCAGUUGCAUUCUCAGAAAAUAUUUUGGAAAUUAUAGCAGAUGUAUGGGAUGAGACUGAAUCUCAAUCUCUAGGAGGAAGUUUUAAAGCAUUAAUAGAACCAGACAAACUUUUGGUUAUCUGAGAAAAAGUGCCCAGGAAGUGUAAUCCCAGAACUCAAUUUUCCAUUUAAUAACUGUUGAGUUAUGUAGGAAGCUUAUGCUGGUUUUUAUGAAUUCCCCCAAUCUAAGCAGGAAAAGUGAAAUGGAAGAGACAGAUUUUGGUUAUGAAUUUUCACAGCAAGAAUUUAUGUGUUUUCCUAUGUAAGCAUGUUUUCUUUCCAUUAUUCAGUACAAUUUGAAAGAAAAAAAUAAAAAUCAAUAUAAUCUUUAGCAUAAACUACAAUUACUGUAUAUUUGAAAAUGAAGUAUUUUGAAUUGACUCACUAUUUAUUUAUAUAUGAGGGGAAAAAACUUUACAUUACAUAAUGAUACAAUAAAAAUAUGGGAAUUGUAACAUAAUGGGGAUGUGCAGAUCAGUUGGAAUGCAUUCAGAAAUGGAAAGAAAGGAUAUGUGUGUGUGUGUGUGUGUGUGAAAAAAUUGGUGAUCUAAAUGCUUUUUGUAUAAUGCAUUUUCUUUUUUAAAAAGUCUUUCAUUACCGUUUCAAAAUCCAAAAAGAAAGGACUUUAAACGCUUACCCAAAUAUUAUCAGUGACUAAUAAAUUUAUGCUGUAAUCUGAAAGCAUCUAUGUUUGAAGCCAGUUUGGUAUAAUGAUUAAGACAUUAAGUAGAAACCAAAAGACCUUUAAUUCUAGUCCUGCCUUGGGUAAAAAGCCAAAUGGGUGACCUUGGCCAGUUACGGUACUUCUCUUGUCUCUAAGAAGAAGUAGAAUUGCCAAGUUACUUCUGAAAACAGCUGCCAAGAAAAUUUCAGGGAGUCCAAAAUGAUUUAAAAGGUGCAAUUGUUUAAAUGCAGUUUAUGUGUCUAUUGAUGGUUGAUUUGUUUGAAUGCAAAGCUUCCAAGAAUUCCCUAGUGUUUUGGGAUUUAACUUUCUAGGAUGGCCACACAUUUACAUGCAAUGAGACAAUUAAAAAAAACUAAGGAAACAAAAAAAUUACAUCCUCUCUAUCAGUCAAUAUACAGAUAAGUGGGGAUUAACACCAGCCAAACAAACAAGCAGAAAACAAUAACUAAUCAAGGAAAUGUUAAGGAGAAAACCACAUACCCACCAAGUAUGGGAGGGCAAGCUAUUGUGUAUAAAAAGCCAUCAAAGCCAUCAUGACUAGCAUUUAUAUGUUACCUAGCCAGGUAA